Molecule: messenger RNA, 746 nt
Organism: Magnolia sinica
Lineage: Eukaryota; Viridiplantae; Streptophyta; Magnoliopsida; Magnoliales; Magnoliaceae
Product: protein EXORDIUM-like 2
Exons: 1
Coding region: 29-586 (185 amino acids)
Source: RefSeq, a predicted model, not a curated record
UUAUCUAAGCCGACGCGCCAUACAGAAGAUGGUACGUGGAGCGAUCGCCAAGUGGGCCCUACCGAUCGACCGUCAUAAGGGCAUCUACUUAGUAUUGACGGCUGAGGAUGUAGGUGUGGACAGGUUCUGUGUGGGAUCAUGUGGCUACCAUGAGACAUUGGCCAUCUCUAACCACUCUAGAGUAAUGUUUGGGUGGAUUGGAAAUGCAAGGAAACAGUGUGUAGGGGAAUGUGCAUGGCCCUUUGGUGUGGGCCCAUAUGGCCCACCAAGUGCACCCUUGGGUGCACCCAACGGUGAUGUUGGCAUCGACGGCAUGAUCAUAAAUAUCGCUACUAUACUAGCUGGCACUGCGACAAAUCCAUUCAACAAUGGCUACUUCCAGGGUGACCGGCUGGCGCCAUUAGAGGCCGUAACGGCCUGUGCUGGUAUUUUCGGGCCCGGAGCCUAUCCCGGCUACCCCGGGGAGGUGUUAGUGGACCCCAAGAGCAAUGUUAGCUUUAACGCGUAUGGGGUUACAAACAGGAGGUACAUGUUGCCGGCGAUGUGGAGCCCGUCAGUGCGGUCGUGCAGAACCACCAUGGGAUGAUGUGGGCCACCACAGGAUCAGACGGUCGAGAGGAUGGUAUGAACACACUCAAAUGUGUAGGGGGUGCAGUUUAAAUUGCAAAAAUAUUAAAACCCUGUUGUAUUCUUUCCUUGUUAUGUUUUUUUAGUGUAAUCUAGUCAAUGUAGUUUGUUUAUGUUCU